AACUCUGCCCAAAUCCUACGAAAACUUCCGACUCAAUGCCGUAAUGGGCAAGAAAAAGUUCACUCUAAAUGAACUGCUUAAUGAGUUGGUAGCGGCCGAGGGGGUCAUGGGAAAGAGUCCACAGGCUUUGGCCACUGCCACAGGACCCAGUUUUCCACCGAAAGGUAGGAAGAAGAAAGGGCCCCAUGGCAAGAAAGGCCAAGAAAAAGGUGGGAGCAAGAAGAAGCCAGGCCCUACCGGAGGCAUUAAAAAGCCAAAAGGGAAAGGCAAGUGCUUCAAGUGUCAGAAAACUGGACAUUGGAAAUCCGACUGUCCCAUGAUGAAGAAAGCUCAAGGGGUUCCUGCGGACAAGGGAGCUUAGUGGAGGCGAGCUGUCACUCUCCAUGGGAAAUGAAGCAAGCUUACCCGUUGUUUCAAUUGGAG
Messenger RNA from Salvia miltiorrhiza (redroot sage), 423 nucleotides. Its product is annotated as glycine-rich RNA-binding protein RZ1A-like. The transcript has 2 exons. The coding region runs from base 44 to 361 and encodes 105 amino acids. Gene Ontology annotation, molecular function: nucleic acid binding; zinc ion binding. Lineage: Eukaryota; Viridiplantae; Streptophyta; Magnoliopsida; Lamiales; Lamiaceae. The record is from RefSeq and is a predicted model, not a curated record.